Messenger RNA from Agelaius phoeniceus (red-winged blackbird), 2767 nucleotides. It is a transcript of the gene OGFOD3, whose product is annotated as 2-oxoglutarate and iron dependent oxygenase domain containing 3. The record is from RefSeq and is a predicted model, not a curated record. Lineage: Eukaryota; Metazoa; Chordata; Aves; Passeriformes; Icteridae. Gene Ontology annotation, molecular function: L-ascorbic acid binding; oxidoreductase activity, acting on paired donors, with incorporation or reduction of molecular oxygen; iron ion binding. Gene Ontology annotation, cellular component: membrane.
AUGGCUCCGCAGCGGCGGGCGCUGCCCCGCGGCCCCGACAGCGCCGGACCGGGGCCGGGGCCGGGCCGCGGGGGCCGCCGGCACAGCAGCGCCAGGAAGGGCAGAUUGCAGCAGGAUCCCCGGCCAAGGUGGCUGAAGGCAGCGAUCCUCCUCCUCCUCCUCUCCGCCGUGGCCGGCGGCGGCCUCGUGCUCUGGAGCCGCCUCAGCACCCAGGAUGGGAUCCCGGAUGAGAUCCCCGGGGAUGGAAUCCCCGCAGAGGGGGUCCCCGAGGGUGGAAUCCCCGCAGAUGAGGUCACCGAGGUGCUGGCCCAUCGCAGUGACACCCUGCAGGACAAGUUCGUGGAGGUGCCCUGCUCGGAGGACUACGAGAGCCACAAGCGCUUUGCAGGUUGCACUCCUAGGAAGUGUGGAAGAGGUGUGACAGAUGCUGUAAUCACAAGGGAAGAAGCUGAAAGAAUUCGUAGAAUAGCAGAGAGGGGACUGUCCUUGGGAGGAUCUGAUGGAGGGGCAUCAAUUUUGGACUUGCACUCUGGAGCUCUUUCCCUGGGGAAGCAUUUUGUUAAUCUGUACAGGUACUUUGGGGACAAAAUUCAAGACAUCUUCACAGAAGAGGAUUUUGCCUUAUACAGGGAUGUGAGGCAGAGGAUUCAGCAGAGGAUUGCUCAGGUGUUUGGGAUCAGCUCUUCUGCCAUGUACCUGACCAAGCCAACCUUCUUCUCCAGGAUGAACAGCACAGGAGCCAAGACAACACAUGAUGAGUACUGGCACCCACACGUGGACAAGGUGACUUACGGCUCUUUUGACUACACUUCUCUGCUCUAUCUCUCUGACUACUCCAAGGACUUUGGGGGUGGACGCUUCGUGUUCAUGGAUGCAGAUUCCAACAAGACCGUGGAGCCCCGAGCAGGCCGGGUGUCGUUUUUCACCUCGGGCUCCGAGAACCUGCACCGGGUGGAGAGGGUGAGCUGGGGCACUCGCUUUGCCAUCACCAUCUCCUUCAGCUGCGACCCCCAGCACGGCAUCGGGGACCCCGGGGCCACGGGGCAGCCCUGAGGGACAGCAGCCUGCGAGGCUCUUGGAACCUCAGCUGCAAUCAGAACUGCCCAGCUGUGGGAACAGCUGGCACACGCUUGGAUUUCACUGCUCCUUUUCCAGGAAUAUUGCAAAUGGUGGCUCAAGGACCAUCCUAAGUGUGAUGCACUCUGAAAAUUGGAUUGACUUCAUGUGCCUUGGGGACAGACUGCAAAGAAGAGAGGAUGGGCUCCACAAAAAAGAGGGAAUGGGCUCCACAAAGAAGCAAGAAUGGGCUCCACAAAGAAGCAAGAAUGGGCUCCACAAAAAAGAGAGAAUGGGCUCCACAAAAAAGAGGGAAUGGGUUCCACAAAAAAGAGGGAAUGGGCUCCACAAAAAAGAGGGAAUGGUCUCCACAAAAAAGAGGGAAUGGGUUCCACAAAAAAGAGGGAAUGGGCUCCACAAAAAAGAGGGAAUGGGCUCCACAAAGAAGCAAGAAUGGGCUCCACAAAAAAGAGGGAAUGGGCUCCACAAAGAAGCAAGAAUGGGCUCCACAAAAAAGAGGGAAUGGGCUCCACAAAAAAGAGGGAAUGGGCUCCAUAAAAAAGAGGGAAUGGGCUCCACAAAGAAAAGAGGAUGGUCUCCACAAAAAAGAGGGAAUGGGCUCCACAAAGAAAAGAGGAUGGUCUCCACAAAAAAGAGGGAAUGGGCUCCACAAAGAAGCAAGAAUGGUCUCCACAAAAAAGAGGGAAUGGGCUCCACAAAAAAGAGAGGAUGGGCUCCACAAAGAAGAGAAAGUGGGCUCUUCAUUUUAAAAAUAUUUUUAAAAAAUUCUUCAGUUUGAAACAUAGAAACAAUCUUUUGGGCCAUGCCUUGAUGUGACUCCCCAGGCUGCUGUUACCUGUUCACUUCUUCAGUCUCUUCAUUACUAAGGUGGAUAGAAAGUCUGACCUCAGUGAAUUGAGCCUCAGUUAAUUGAGACCUGAGUUAAUUGAAUGUUCCUGUCUAGAACACACCUUCUGUUGAGAGGGAUGGAUUCUCUGAGUGUGGGAUCAGUGGGGAAUACCCUGGGCCUUGAACUUUUUUUAAAAUUUAAUUACUACCGAUUCAAUAUUCAGGAAGUCUCUCAGUAGCUAUUUUUUGAUUUCUCUUUUCCAGUUUAGUAUGAAGACUUUUUUUGUUAAUGAGAAUCCUGAAUAUUAAAAUGCAGGUUACUCCAAGAGGAGCUGUGUGCAAACACAUGCAAAUCCUGCCAAAUACUUUAAGGUUUUUACUGCAGUCAAAGAUUUCUGUGGGUCAGGAGGUUGAUAAAUAAACGGUAGAAAAACCUAAUUCUUUUUUUCUCAAUCAAAUUCUGAAAUAACCACAUUGAUCUGGUUUAUUACCUGGGUGUAUAAUUUCUGGGUGUAUAAUUUCUGGAUGUAUAAUUUCUGUGAAACACUGAAAAUCUGGGAAUGUGCUUUGUUUUUUUUUCUAUUUUAAUUUUAUGCAUACGGUUUAGACUUUAUAAUGUAACCUUUUGUGGAAAUAAUAAGUACUGGGGGGAAUUACAGUGAAGAUCAAUAUAAAGAGGAAUAAGAGGACACUUGGACUUGUGAGGGCUCUCACUGGGCACACCAGCAAGAUUAGUCCUCUGUAAUUUCAUUUCUUUGUUCUGAAACCUGAAAAAGUCUUCCUUGUCUGUACUAACCAGGGAGAAUUGUUAAAUUGGCUGGAUGCAAGGAAAUAUUAAAGUCACUUGGGUUUCAUAUUGAAA